AACUGAACCAAGGGAAAGAACGGAUAAGCCAGUGUGAGCGAAAAAGAAUCAAAUUGAAGAAGACAAGCUCUCGUCUCGUCCCGUCCCGUCUCGUCUCCACCACAGAAACAGACAGUCAUCAUCAUCACCAAUCUCCCCAUUUCCACAACCUCACUUCCCGAACAACUUUCUCUGCAUUUUCUCCGCAUUUACCCAGCCGCUCGGCCGGCCAUGGCUUCCCUACAAACCUCACCUUCUCUCUAUCGCACAUUGUCUUUCUUCCCUCGCCAGGCUGGAGGAUUGCAGAAGCAGCAGCAAGGAAGAGGCGUUUCGUUUCCUGUUCGAGCCGACCAAUCUUCACUUAGCUCCCCUGCUUCCCAGUCUCAAGCUCCAAGUGAGUUUCAUUUCAUUUCGUAGCCUGCUUAGUCGGUAUUUAUUUGCCCAAUGCGACAGAACUUGAGCAUGGGGUUUCUGGCAUUUUCCAAUUGGACAUUUCUAAAAAGAGACAACGAACUGACCAUUUUGGAGGGACGAGUUUAGUUGAAAUUUGGGUUCCAAAUAUCUGCGCUAUGUUGUUUAUUGCAGCAACAUCAUCUUCAUCAUCAGGUAGACGCCAAUUGGUUGCUGUUGGGGUGAUUGCCCCUCUGGUUUCUCUGGUUGAUCAGACUUCUUCUCCUUCAUUUGCUGCAGAAAAUAAAAAGGGGUUUCUGCCAGUCACGGACAAUAAGGAUGGGUACUCAUUCCUCUACCCAUUCGGUUGGCAAGAAGUGACGAUAGAAGGUCAAGAUAAAGUGUUCAAAGAUGUCAUUGAGCCACUUGAGAGUGUGAGUGUAACCGUGUUCCCAACUAACAAGCAAGAUAUUCGAGAUUUCGGGCCUCCGGAUCAGGUUGCAGGAACACUGAUCAAGAAGGUUUUAGCCCCUCCUUCCCAGAAGACUAAACUCAUUGAAGCCAAGGAGCAAGAUGUUGAUGGAAAAGCUUAUUACACAUUCGAGUUCGUAGCUCAAGCGCCCAACUUCACCCGCCACGCUCUUAGUACAAUUGUCAUUGGCAACGGAAAGCUAUAUACGUUGACAACAGGAGCUAACGAGAGGAGAUGGGGGAAGAUGAAGGAUAAGUUGCAGACAAUCGUAGAAUCAUUCAAACUUGCCAAUGUCUGAAGCGACAUUCUCAACAAGGACCAACGGAUUCUCUUCAAUAUUAAUAUUAGUGUGUGCAAUUUGCAGAGUUGUAUAAGGCUAAUAAUCACCAAAAUUCAUUUCCCUGUUUUCAGAUAAAUACAUCUCUUUUUUACUUUUCUUGCUCUGUUGACAGCCACAGUACCAAAUUGGAAAAACUCAAUAUCAAAGCGCAUGGACUUGAUAAACAAUUUUCAGCAGAGAGUUUCUAUGUGUAUCAACAGGAAGUCGGAACUCUAAUGAGAGCAUAACGGAUACUAAUAUUGAAAAGCAUAAUGGAUACUGAUAUGGAACUUCAAAAUGAAAAUGUCGUAAACUGAAAACUUGAAUACUCCAAACAUCUAUGGAAAGACAGGUACAGACAUGGAUGAACACUGCUAACACCAUAUAACUAACAAAACUGUCAAAAUCUUGGAAUAAUGCUCAGAGUCUGAGAAGCAGUAGCUACAAAAAGAAUGGAACUUAGAUAAUCCCAAUCUUGUUUGCCACAUCCAAGGCAUCAUAGUCUGGAGUCAACCUGACAUAAGCCUUCUUGGUUCCAUCUGGCCUGAUCAAGGUGUUAACUUUCUUGGCCUGAAUGUCGUACAUCUUCUUGACAGCAGCUUUGAUCUUCUUCUUAUCGGCACGGAGGUCAACAAUGAAGACAAGGGUGUUGUUGUCCUCGAUCUUCUUCAUUGCAGACUCGGUAGUUAAUGGGAACUUCAAAAUCUGGUAAUGGUCAAGCUUGUUCCUUGGAGGUGCACUGAUUCGCGGAUACUUGGGGUUCCUCUCCUUCUUGAGAGUCCUGGGGCGGUGAAAGGUGACCUUAGUCCUGAUUUUCUUGGCCUUCCUGUUGAAGGUUGGCCCUGAUUUCACAGCCUUGGCUGCCUUAGCAGCCUGUGCCUUAGGAUCAGCCUUC
This is a messenger RNA of Linum tenue, 2055 nucleotides long. The record is from the annotation of a GenBank genome assembly. Lineage: Eukaryota; Viridiplantae; Streptophyta; Magnoliopsida; Malpighiales; Linaceae.